This is a messenger RNA of Osmerus eperlanus (European smelt), 2672 nucleotides long. RefSeq names its product anaphase promoting complex subunit 2 (gene anapc2). Lineage: Eukaryota; Metazoa; Chordata; Actinopteri; Osmeriformes; Osmeridae. Gene Ontology annotation, molecular function: ubiquitin protein ligase binding. The record is from RefSeq and is a predicted model, not a curated record. Gene Ontology annotation, cellular component: anaphase-promoting complex. Bases 217 to 2658 code for a protein of 813 amino acids. The transcript has 14 exons. Gene Ontology annotation, biological process: ubiquitin-dependent protein catabolic process; protein K11-linked ubiquitination; metaphase/anaphase transition of mitotic cell cycle.
GCCACAAUACAACGUCACUAACAUGCGACAUUAUACCUCAUCGAGAGCGCGAUAACUUCAGGUCUUCAAAUGACAUUUUACAAAUUCUACACAUAGAUUAGCCACCGUUCUAUGCGUGUUACAUCGAUUCAAGAAUAUGUGCGUGUGAAAUUACUUUAAUAAGUACAUUGUCCUUUGUCGUACCGAACCUUUCUGGUCAAUUUUUGGUCAAAAGGAAUGGACUCGACUGAGAUGCAAUUCGCCGUUCCACAGGGGCUCCCCUCGGCCUGGGACACCGUCACUGCCACCCUGGUGUCUCCGGUGUCGACUGAUGUCCCGAUGUGUGACGGGUCUCUCUCGGAGUCGCUAGCCCUGCUCUGCUCCAGCGGACUGGGCCAGUUCUUGGAGGGCUGGCUACUGGAGACCCUACAGGUGCGUCUGACGACCGCGGUGGCGCCCGAGUUCUGGGCCGAGCUGAGGCGGUCGGAGACGGAGCCGGAUGAAAGAGGCAGAGCCCGCGUUCUGCUAGGGGAUUUCCAUACCCUGCAGGAGAGACUGGAGCCGUUUCUGGGGGGUCUGGAGAGGCUGGGCGGCUGGCAGGACGAGGCCAGGGGCGGGCUGUGUGGGCCGGGGGCCAGGGGCCUCAGAGAGAGAGCCUUCUCCGUCAUCAGGGCCACCCUGCUGUUCUCCCCCUCCGCCCAGCUGCAGGAGCGGGUUCUGGAGUUCUACAGCAGAACCUUCUCUGUCCACAUGAGCUGGGAGGGCGGGGCUGUGGCCGGGGCCGGGCCGGGGGAGGCCGGGGCUGGGGACGAGGGGGCCGGGGGCCCAGAGGGGAGGCUGUGUCCGGGCUGUGCCGUGCCCCCCCAGCAGUGCUGGUGUCAGGAAGCCAUGGAGUGUCUUCAACAGCUGAGAUUCAUACUCUCCAGGCUGCAGCUGCUGGACAGGGUGAGCUCCGAGGCCGUCACCUCCAUCCUGCACCAGCUGAUCGAGCAGAGGACCGAGCAGCACUGCAGGGGCGAGCACGAGAGCUCCUUCCUGCUCGACUUCCAGGAGUGGUUGGAGCUGGUGCUGGGCUGGCUCAGUAGAGUGUUUUCUAGUGAAGGGAUUGGAGCAGGCCCCGGCGUGGGUGGGGCCAGCGAGGGGGCGGGGCCUGCAAACUCGUCGCUGCAGCGCUGGCGAUGUCACAUGCACCAGUUCUUCUGCAGGAUCUAUGUCAACAUGAGGAUCGAGGAGCUCUUCAGCAUCAUCAGAGAUUUCCCCGAGUCGAAGCCCGCCAUAGAAGACCUGAAGUUCUGUCUGGAACGAACCAAUCAGAGGCAGCAGCUCCUCACCUCCCUCAAAUCAGCUUUUGAGACCCGCCUCCUCCACCCAGGCGUCCACACCUCUGACAUCAUCACCGUGUACAUCUCAGCUAUCAAGGCCCUGAGGGAGCUGGACCCCUCCAUGGUCAUCCUGCAGGUCGCCUGUCAGCCCAUACGCAAGUACCUCCGGACGCGGGAGGACACGGUGCGCCAGAUCGUGGCCAGUCUCACCGGGGACGCUGAGGGCUGCAGCGACCUGGCCAAUGAGCUGUCCCGGGCCGACCCCGUUACCUUGGAGACCCAGGACAGCGAGGACGAGGGCAGCGACCCCGAGGAGUGGACCCCCGACCCCACCGACGCUGUGACCGAUAAGACGGGCUCCAAGCGUCGCUCCUCUGACAUCAUCAGCCUGCUGGUCAGCAUCUACGGCAGUAAGGAGAUCUUCAUCGAUGAGUACCGCACCGUGCUGGCUGACCGACUGCUGCACCAGCUGGACUACAACACAGUCAGAGAGAUCCGGAACGUGGAGUUGCUGAAGCUGAGGUUUGGCGAGGCUCACAUGCACUACUGUGAGGUCAUGCUCAAGGAUGUGGCUGACUCUCGCAGGAUCAACUCAAACAUCCGUGAGGAGGAGUCCCGUCUCCCCGAGCAGGAGGGCCCCCCCCUGGUGCUGUCGGCCAUGAUCCUGUCCUCCGAGUUCUGGCCCUCCCUGAAGGAGGAGAAGAUGGAGCUGCCGCCUCCGGCCGCGCAGGCCAUGGAGGCUUACACACACCGCUACGAGAAGCUGAAGGCCAUGAGGACGCUCAGCUGGAAGCCCCACCUGGGCUGGGUGACGCUGGAUGUGGAGCUGGAGGACCGAACCCUCAGCAACCUCACCGUGUCCCCCAUCCACGCCACCAUCAUCACCCUGUUCCAGGAGAAGAGUGUGUGGAGCCUGGAGGAGCUGAGCGCGGCGGUGGGCGUGCCCCAGGAGACGGUGCGCAGGAAGCUGGGGCUGUGGCAGCAGCAGGGGGUCCUGCGGGAGGAGGCCGGGGCGAGGUACAGCGUCCUGGAGACCAGCUGCUCCCGGGAGAGACCGGAGAGACCAGUCAUGCUGAUGGACAGCGACGAGGAGGGAGACUCCAACACCACCACCCAGUCAGAGCAGAGGGAGGAGAAGCUGCAGUUGUUCUGGGCGUACAUUCAUGCCAUGCUGACCAACCUGGAGAGCAUGACCCUGGAGCGCAUACACUCCAUGCUGCGCAUGUUCGUGGCCACGGGGCCUGUCAUCACGGAGAUGGAUGUGAACGAGCUGGAGUCCUUCCUGGAGAGGAAGGUGAGGGAACACCAGCUCAUCGUCUCCUCUGGAGUCUACAGGCUUCCCAAGACCUCCAGCUGAGAGGGGGGGGGGGG